CCUUUAGUUUAGCUGUAAUUUAUUCUCUGUGCUCGCCUCCCAUGCUUCAACAUUUGCUCUCCCACCCCCCAUUUUCCUCCGCCAUUACUAAUACAUCGAGCUUUUAACCAGUGCUACAACAUUUGAAAUCCAGAAGAAGGGAAAAGGAAGUCAAAACCCAAAACCCACAAUUCAAAUGGGCAUUAAAGACCUCCUCAGAUUCAUGAAGCCCUAUAUUCAGCCCAUUCACAUAAAGAAAUAUGCAGGCAAACGUGUGGGUAUCGACGCCUAUUCGUGGCUGCAUAAGGGAGCUUAUUCAUGUAGUAUGGAGAUUUGCCUUAAUUCAGACAGUGAUAGAAAACUGCGAUACUUAGACUACUGUAUGCAUAGAAUCAAUCUGCUUCGCCAUUACAAGAUAGUCCCAGUUGUGGUUUUUGAUGGUGGGAAUGUUCCGUGUAAGGCAGCCACUGAGCAAGAGCGGCACAGAAAAAGAGAGGCAAACAAGGAAUUGGCGAUGGAGAAGUUGAAAGAAGGGAAUGUUGGUGCUGCCUCUGAGCUUUUCCAGCGAGCAGUGAACAUUACUCCCUCCAUAGCAAAUCAACUCAUAAAGCUCCUUAGAGAACAGAACAUUGAAUUUGUGGUAGCCCCAUAUGAGGCUGAUGCACAGUUAGCGUAUCUUUCCAGCCUUGAAACACAAAACGGGGGAAUUGCGGCUGUGAUUACAGAGGAUAGUGAUCUGAUUGCAUAUGGUUGUAAAGCUGCAAUCUUUAAGAUGGACCGAUAUGGCAAUGGUGAAGAGAUGAUGCUGGAUAAGAUUUUUGACUCUGCAGGCUGCACACCUUCCUUCAGAAAUUUUGAUAAGGAAUUGCUCACGGGUAUGUGUGUAUUGGCUGGCUGUGAUUUUCUUCCUUCUGUUCCUGGAAUUGGCAUUGCGAAGGCGUAUGCCUUGGUUUCCAAGUAUCGGAAUUUGGAACGUGUUCUAUCUGUUCUGAAGCUUGAGAAAAGGAAACAAAUGCCUGAAGAUUACUUCAAAUUUUUUAGACAAGCUAUGGCAGUUUUUCAGCACGCACAGAUAUAUGAUGUUGAAACAAGAAAGCUUAGACACAUGAAACUGCUUCCUGUAGGGCUUCUGCAGUCCCUAGAUGGAGAAAUUGAUUUCCUGGGACCAGAUAUGCCUCCUUCAAUAGCUGCUUCAAUUGCUGAAGGAAGGUUAAACCCCAUAACUAUGGAGGCCUUUGACUAUUUCCCAAGCAACGAAUGUCGCCAAGACCCUAUGCGAAUCAAGAACACCGUGAGACUUCCAAGGCCUGAGGCAGCCGAGGUAUCUGCCAAAGAGAGCUGUUUCAUGGUCUUCGCCUGUAAGGACAACGAAAGACUUAUCCCGGAUAAGAGAAUUAAACCAGUCGUAGAUGAGAAGAAUUUUAAAGAAGAAUUGGCUCUAGAGAAGCUGAGUACACCAUUGGACGUUCAAAGGACUAAUGAAGACAAAAACGUUAUUGACUACAAGUCACUAAAGACUCCUAACAACAAUCCAUUCAAGAGAAGGAAAGAUGAUGACCUGCAAUUGGAUUUGACAGAUAGUGCUGAUGAAGAAAUUUUAGUCAUAAGCGAGGAUGAAUGUGAGGAAUCGUCGUGUGACACUUCAGAUAACUUAAUAUUAGAAUCUUCCAAGAAAAGAAAACUCUACAAAACUCUCUCCUAUCAAGUGGAUAAUUUUUCUGAGUACAAAUCAGAGGUGACCCAAGAAGAGGAUUUGGUGCUGUUAGAAUUGACACCAGAAUCCCAAAAAAGUGUGAGCUCAAAGAUAAGCACUGUCAUCGGUAGAAAAAGAGUCGUAGGCAAGGAGAACAAGAGAAAAAGUAACUGUAAUAGUUCAGGUAUUCAAAAGAAUAGUAUUUUGAACUUCUUCUCUCGAGUAUGAUUGUGUAAAUUUCAAUGACGAAACCCCUAUUCUAUGUCAUGAAAAUCCAUUCAGAAUUUAUGUUGGGAAAAUAUUUGUGUUUUUGCAUUAAUGCACUUUGAGUGUAAUUGUAGUGAUUGAACCGACCAAAAUGGAAAGCAUUGUUUAACACAGACUACAAAUUUUAAUGACAAAGCGUAGGAAGUUCUUGGGAUUACUGCCUGAUGAUUUUGAUCUAAA
Molecule: messenger RNA, 2119 nt
Organism: Momordica charantia (bitter melon)
Lineage: Eukaryota; Viridiplantae; Streptophyta; Magnoliopsida; Cucurbitales; Cucurbitaceae
Product: 5'-3' exonuclease family protein
Molecular function (GO): 5'-flap endonuclease activity; DNA binding; metal ion binding
Source: RefSeq, a predicted model, not a curated record